UAUCGCUUAGCUUGAUUGCGAAUAUUUGCUUUCACCAGUGGGCGUGUGGAGGAUUCCUUCGUUUGGAGGGUGUCUAGGACAGUUCCAUGCUUACCCUCUUUCCUUGGUUUGGGCCUGAGGAGGCAGUAAUAGGUAACGACUUCAUAGGGAGCAGCAAGUAUGAGCUAGGCUUUCGUUCAGCAAGCAUUGUUGAGCAUUUCUCAUGUGGUGGGCAGCGUGCUUCAGAAGAGCUGUCCAGAGAAUGCAGUGUUUCUGGCAGAUUCGUGUAUUGCCUUCCUCCAACUCGGGAAAUAGACAGACGGUUGGAAAAAAAACUGAAGAUCACACAAAAGGAGAGCAGGAAAUCCAAAUCUCCUCCCAGAGUGCCCAUUGUGAUUCAGGACGAUAGCCUUCCCACUGGGCCCCCUCCACAGAUCCGCAUCCUCAAGAGGCCCACCAGCAACGGUGUGGUGAGCAGCCCCAACUCUACCAGCAGGCCAGCCCUCCCGGUCAAGUCCCUAGCCCAGCGGGAGGCGGAGUACGCUGAGGCCCGGAAGCGAAUCCUGGGGAGCGCCAGCCCGGAGGAGGAGCAAGAGAAACCCAUCCUUGACAGGCCAACCAGGAUCUCCCAGCCAGAUGACAGCAGACAGCCCAAUAAUGUGAUCAGACAGCCCCUGGGUCCCGAUGGGUCACAAGGCUUCAAGCAGCGCAGAUAAAUGUGGGCAAGAAAGGAUGCCAUUGCUGCUGCUGCUGCUGCUGCCACCACUGCUGCCGUCGCCUCCUGGGUCGCCUGCCACGGGUCGCACUGCCGUGGCAGACAGCUGGACUUGAGCAGAGGGAACGACCUGAUUUACUUGCACUGUGAUCCCCCUUGCUCCGCCCACUGUGACCUUGAACCCCAUGCACUGUGACCUCUCCCUUAGCCCCCUUCCCACUGUGAUCGGCACGUCGACAAGGGCUGUCCCAAGUCCACGGAAAGGGAAAGGAUGAGAGUUAGGGGAGGGCUGCGGGGACUCACCAAGGACUCAGAGUAGAGUCAGACAGUGCCACUUGGGGUAAGCUGGUGCCAGCAAUAAGUUUAUCAUGCUCAUGAAUUCGGAAUUUCAAAACACAAAUGAGAACCUUCCCCCCCCCAAGUGCAUGUCUUCACUUAAAAAGCAAGUUCCAUUUGAAAAGACCCCCCCCUUUAUUUUUGUUUGUUUUUACAAAUAAUCUGAUUUGCAAGAAAAAGCGCAUGGGGGCGUUUUAGCAGUUUAAUGAAUUUUUAAUUGAGAAAGGGUAGUUUGAUAGUCUACUUAAAAAUGUUUCUGGGAAAUCCACUAGAAACAUUAACCAAUAGGAUUUUGGUGAGCUUAGCUUCUUCUGUGUUCCUACUGCCGCCCAGAAAAGGGGCAGGGCUCUGAAGCUCCCAGGACAGAUGAGUACCCCAUGCCUAUAUUUCCCUACCCCCCAGCUAAGGCCCAGGCCAUAACCUUGGCUCUGCCUAGAACCUGGGCCAGCUCUAGGCUCAGGGAGCCUGGGGAGGGUGCCAACCCCACCUCUAGUAUUUCAGGAGAUAGGGAAAGUGAACAGACUUCCCCUUCUCAUGCCCCUCAGGGUGGUUCCCUACCAGCCAGGCUUGCUACUUCUGGAGGAGAGCCCAGGAUUGGAGAGUGGCCUCUGCAUUCUUGGGCUUACAAGUAAGGGAUGCGAGACAUGUUCAGUAUUUGCUGUCCACUCAAGGGAAGUCAGGAGAGAGUCGGAGUCUGACUCCAGGUAUCCGAGUCUUCUGCCUAGUGUGGCCAAAAGACAGGCGGGUGGCUCUUCCUUGUCUAGCGAGGUGUGUGCUCUCCAGGGACUGUAGCGAGUGCUCCAUCUCUGUUGAUGGCACUGGCUCAACUAUACUUGGUGCAUUUCCUUUUUAACAUCAGGACACUGGGAGCUAGGCCCUUCUGUAUGAAGUCGGGGAAGGAGACACUAUGCAUUGCAAAGAUUGGUGAUGACGGACUGGCUCCCCAGGGGCCUCUUUCCAGAGCAAGAGUCUGGGAGGAAGGUAGCUUCCCUCUGUCUCUGGAUCCUGGAGAUUGGCUUUGCCCUUGAGGUGGCAGAGGACAGCCACCCAGAGCAGCUGGGUGUAUGGCUGGCUGGCCUCUUCUUUGCACUGCGCCUUAUCCCUUAGCCAGCCAGUCAGCCUCACUCGCAACCAGCAGGUAGGUUUGGGAUUGGUUGGUGUGACAUUUUGCAAUUAGGGCAGCUCAUGGUGGUGGCUAGCUGUAGUUGGCCCACUCCACCCUUGGAUUGCCUGGCUUAGCCUUGCCAGCAGGCAUGGUAGGCAGGCCCAGCUGGCCAGGUGCCACCACACUUCCCUGUAGAGGGCAGGGCUAGCCACUUGAGUUGAUGGCUAGCCCGUAGCACAGCCUUAAAGCUGUGUGAACCAGGAGAUGGUGAGCAGAGCUGGAACCGAGCUUCGGUCUGUGAGAGGUGCAGGUAGCUGCAUCAUGUUCUGAGGGGCACUGAGCUCCCCAGUAGGCAAGGGAGAAUGUUGGCUGCUAUCCUUAAAGUUCCACUGCCCUGACCAAGUUUCUGCAUUCUCAGAUGUAUGAUGUUGGCCGCCAUCAUGUACUAGUGGUCUCUGGCCUGAGGAGAGGCUGCCCUUCAGUGGCAGAGGUGGGUCAGGUGGGAGGACCAGAGGUGCUGAUUGCUCAGCCACUGGGACCACCUGGUCCUUGGCCUCACGGGGAGGACUUGCUGAGGGGUGUUUGCAAAUAGGCCAUGGCAAGGCCUGGUGCACUCACCUCCCACCAGCCAAAGAUGGGGCUCUGCCCACUGUGUGCCCAGCACACUCACCAGCAGCCAUGCCCUGGCUUCCCAGAUGGUGGGGCAGCAGGCAGGAAACCGAAAACAGGAUACUGUUGUGUUGGGGGGAGGUGGGAGGGGAGAUGGGAGAACGGUUUGGAUUUUGUUUUGUUUUGUUUUUGUAGUUGUCUGUAACUUUCCUGAAGUGCAUUUUUUUUUUUUUUGAGCUGCAGGCUUUGGCUUGGAAAAUCCCGAGGGUUGGGGGGCAGAAACCUGAGGCUGCUGCCCCUUUCUCUGCCUUCAUGGUACUGUCCCCUUGUUCCCUUUCCCCAGCUCCUCCCUGACCCAAUGAUCCAGGCCUCAGAUCUUCCAGCUAACCGCUUCCCAUGAGCCACUACUCUGAUGUCAGCCUAUAACCAAAGGAGCUGGGGGUCCCGGCUUGGUGACCAGCCCUUCUCAGCCCACUCAAUCAGGGUGCUCCCCACCUGCAGGCAGGAGGCAACACCCUAUCUGCUACCAUCAGACUCUUCCAGAGCCCACCUGCCCUGCCCUGUCCAGCCCAGCCAUACCCUGCUCUGCCCCAUCUGGGGGUGCUCUGCUCAGGGAUGGGCUGGCGGGCCUCCCUGGUAAGCAGAGACCUGAGAAACCUCGGGGGUCCUGUUUCCUGUCGUGUGGUCCCAGGAGUGCAUGUGAGCCCCUUGGGUGUCUGAGGCCAAGGGCAUGGAGGGGGGUGGGGGGGCUGCAGUCCUGCUCUGCUGGUGUAGUGGGCAGCUGCCUACCCACACCUCGGGCUCCUGAGUCGGCAGAUUAAGCAUUUUAUAAAUUGUAUUUUAAAUACAUGUUUUAAACUUGUCA
Molecule: messenger RNA, 3609 nt
Organism: Echinops telfairi (small Madagascar hedgehog)
Lineage: Eukaryota; Metazoa; Chordata; Mammalia; Afrosoricida; Tenrecidae
Gene: SZRD1
Product: SUZ RNA binding domain containing 1
Exons: 4
Coding region: 87-695 (202 amino acids)
Source: RefSeq, a predicted model, not a curated record